Ictalurus furcatus (blue catfish) is the source of this 1511-nucleotide messenger RNA. It is a transcript of the gene fam131aa, whose product is annotated as family with sequence similarity 131 member Aa. The record is from RefSeq and is a predicted model, not a curated record. The transcript has 5 exons. NCBI's taxonomy places the organism in Eukaryota, Metazoa, Chordata, Actinopteri, Siluriformes, Ictaluridae. Bases 509 to 1375 code for a protein of 288 amino acids.
CCAUAGUGUGUGAGAUGGAUUGGCACCUCAUCCAGGGUGUCCCCGCCUUGCGCCCCAUGCUCCCUGGGGUAGGCUCCAGGUUCCCCGCGACCCUGUAGGAUAAGCGGUGUAUAUAUAGAGGAUGGAUGGAUGGAUGGAUGAUUUAGUCAAUUUGUGACGUCACAGCUAGCUCUUAAGGUAAUUAGCAUAUUUAAACGAGCCCCUGGUGACGAACAGAAGGUUGGUGUCGGCUGUAGGAUGUGAUGGAGGGUGUUGAACGGGUUAAAGGUGUGUGGAUGUAGAUUCCGGUGUUCCUGCAGGAGUCGGGAGCAGAGUGUUGUGUCUUUAAGGAACAGGUGGCUGUGAACAGUGACGCGUUAAUGGCACUCACAGAGGAGACAUGAAGCCUUUCUGCUCUCUUCCUGAGCCGUAAACGAGCACAAAGCCGUUAUUAAUGCUUCCUUCACAGCCGUCGUGUCGCGUCUGGACGUGAAUCAGGAUUAAGCGUGUUGUUGCGGAGCUGGGACUGAUGUGUGCGAUGCUCCUGACCGCUUUACCCCAGUUCAGUUUAAAGAUUGAUGAGCCUGUUGAAAUGCUCCCGAAAUCCAGAAGAGCCCUCAGUAUCCAGGAGAUCGCAGCGUUGGCCAGAUCAUCACUCAACGGGAUCUCUCAGGUGGUGAAGGAUCAUGUGACCAAACCGACGGCGAUGGCUCAGGGUCGAGUGGCUCACCUGAUCGAGUGGAAAGGCUGGUCCAAACCCUUGGAGCCGUCGUCUGCUACGCUGCAGUCGCAUUUUAAUUCCUACUCGCACCUCAGCGAGGGAGAGCAGGAGGCGCGCUUCGCAGCAGGCGUUGCGGAGCAGUUCGCCAUCGCAGAAGCUAAACUCCGAGCCUGGAAUUCUGUGGAUGAGGAGGAUGUGGAGGAAGAGUGUUCUGAAGAGGAACUCGCUCACAGUAACGAGUUAACCAUCACCACUCAGAGCUCAGACGCCAUGCUGUCCAAUCAGGAGAGCCUGACGCCGUGCCAGCCUGAAACGAAUCAGAACAUCAGUGCGGAAUCCAGCCUCAUCCUGACUCACUCAGACGGCCAUCGAAACACAGAAGAACCACAAGGAACCGUAGAAGAACUACAAAUCCCAUCAGAAGAUCUCCAGCUGCCAUCAGAUGAGGUCCAGAAGUUCAAACGUAGGUCCUUAUGGAGCAGAGGCGACUCCUGCUACCACUCCGCCUCCUACUCCGAGUCCGGUCUAUCUCCAGACGAAGGGGAGCAGGGAGUAGAAGUGGAGGACAAUGUCUUUCAGGAGGUGAGCUGCUGGUACAGCAUGUCUGAUACUUCAGGAGCGGCGUCCUUCGACGACGAGGUGGACGUGGAGGACGGAGAAACGUCCAGGCAGUGAUGAUGAUCUCUCUCUCUCUCUCGCUCGCGCUCUCUCUCUCCAUUUCUCGAUACGUAUCGUCCCUUUAGUGUCCCCUCAGUCUGUCAGUUAUCUGGACAUCAUCUGGUGAACAGAUCAGUGGACACAUUUAUCUCCU